This is a messenger RNA of Durusdinium trenchii, 3822 nucleotides long. Lineage: Eukaryota; Dinophyceae; Suessiales; Symbiodiniaceae. The record is from the annotation of a GenBank genome assembly.
AUGUUCAAGACCGCUGGCGAGAUCACCACCGACUCCGACGAGGACUAUUCCGAGAUCUCUGGCUCAGACAGAGACGAGGAGAUCACAUGGAUCGAGUGGUUCUGCCACUUGAAGGGCAACGAGUUCUUUGUGGAGGUGGAUGAAGAUUACAUUCAGGAUGACUUCAACCUCACUGGUCUCAGUGCGCAGGUUCCAUGUUAUGAAGAUGCACUGAAUAUGAUCCUGGAUUUCGAUGAUCAGGAUGAUUCACGAGUGCAAGAUGAUCAGCAGCCCCUAGUGGAAACUGCUGCGCAGAUGCUCUAUGGGCUGAUUCACGCGCGUUUCAUCUUGACGAGUCGGGGAAUGGCAGCUAUGCUGGACAAGUACAACUGCUACGUGUACGGCAAGUGUCCAUUGACGCAGUGCGAAGCCAUCAAUCAGGCUGUGCUGCCCAUCGGUAUGUCUGAUCUCCUACGGCAGAGUGCGGCCAAGGUCUACUGCCCACACUGCCGGGAGAUCUACUUCCCCAAGUCAUCCAAGCUGGAAUGUCUCGAUGGUGCCUAUUUUGGUACGACCUUCGCACACCUCUUUUUCCUGACAUAUCAGCAGCUGGUUCCCCCAACCAUGCCUGCGCCACAUUGCCCCCGCAUCUAUGGCUUCAAGAUCCACAAGAGUGUCAAGGAGAACUUGCGCCGGCAGUGCGAGCGUGCACAGAAGCAAGCUCUGCCAAUGUUCAGUGGGAAGUCGGCGGGCUCCCAGGACCGAACCGCGGAAGGAUGCCCUGGAGAUCCUUUGGAAUACAUGCAACCAAUGGCCGUGGCCUUACGUGGCCUUACGGGUGAACAAGUCUUAGAGGAUGAAGGCCGCCGCUGCGUCUUAUCGUCCUUGGCGGACUUGGCUGCCAGCCCUUUGGAGAAGAGGUCUAUCGAUGACCUGAUCCAGCUUGGCAAAGCCAGUCACAAGGAGCGCGCCUUGCAAUUGCAUGAGACCCUCAAGGUAGGCCUGGCUCGCUGUGCCAUGAGGCUCGCCAACCUGCCGCUGGGCUUUUGCCACGCACCAAGCAUAAGACGUGUUUCGUCAACGUACGUCCAGAACUUCAAGCAGGUGAUGGACUUCGAAGACAAACAUGGUGUCGAGGGUCUCGCCAGCGAGGAGUACCAUGGCAUCACGAAUGGCAUUUUCAAUCAGCACCGUGGGACCAUGCUGGAUGUCGCAAAAGGUGUCUUCGAGUUCAAUGAGGACUUGAAUCAGCUCUUUGGGCCAGACCUGGAGCUGGCGGAGCUGAGACAUCUGCAGCUCAUCCAGGACAUUGAAGAGUCUUUGGAUGAGUUCUUCACGAACCGAUUGACCUUACGCCUGAUGAUCUCGCAUAUCCAAGCGCUCAAUGCCAACAAGACCAUGAACAGCGACGGAGAGGCCAUGGUGGGUGUGGUGAAUGUCAGCACUCAUCCAAUCACGAUCCUCUCCAGGGCGUACGUGGCCACACGCUUCAUGUGCAUGCGUGAUUUUCAAACAGCGCCGGAUCUCCUGGUGAAUGGGACCAUGCAUGAUGAGUAUGUGCAGCAGGUGGGCAGAGGCCAUCAGGAGAAAGGGAGACGGACCUCGGUCUCCUCAGCCUAUGGUGAUCCCAGUCGGAUACCCGGUGAGACCUGUGUGAUCCAACCGGAGAGAAGCCGGCCCUUGUGGAGAUGGGAUGCGGUCUGUGGAAUCUUGCUGAUCGCUGUGGCCAUUUGCACACCUUUUGAAGCUGGCUUUUUGGAGACGGAGACGUUGUCCUUCAUGGGUGUUUUGAAUAUCAUCACCAACGUCUUCUUCAUGAUGGACAUGUUCAUGCAGUUCUUCAUCGCAUACCCAAUCGAGACCAGAUAUGGACCUCGUUGGGAAUAUCGGAAGAGACUCAUCGCGCUACGCUACCUGAAAGGAUGGUUCACGAUCGACCUGGCCAGCACUUUGCCAUUGGACUUCCUCUCACCUGGCUCUGGCCUUGGCCUUUUGCGCACCAUUCGUAUGCUUAGGUUGCUGAAGCUCUUGCGGUUGGCACGAGGCAUCCGUGUGGUUCGGCGAUAUCAAGCGGAAGUGGGACUUUCCUACCGCAAGUUCACGCUGUAUUUGCUUUUCUUCGCCGUUUUGGCGGUCUCACACUGGUUGGCCUGCACACUGGGUGUCAUCCACAAGUUUCAGAUCGAGGGCGAGAUUUGCAGCAACUCUGACAUGUACGCUGGCCGUCCAGAUUGCUCCACUUCUUGGAUGACGGAAGCCUUCAGACAUCAUGCCAAUGCCGAAUGGGAUGACAGUGAGACUCCACAGAUUGAUGUCUUCGACGCCUAUGUGAUGGCCUUCUAUACGGGCAUCACCAUCUUGGUGCACCCUCAUGCAUAUGAUGCAAUCAACACUGCAGAGCGUCUCCUGUUCACGAUCUUGCUGCUGAUCGGUGGCUUUAUGUGGACCCAAGUGAUCUCGCGUUCGACAGCAAUCGCUUCGUCCCUGAAUGCUCACCAGUUGGCACAUCAGCAGACCAUGGACGACCUCAACAACAUCGCUGACAGGUUGAACUUGUCCCGCGACAUGAAGAUCCGGUUGCGUAAGUUCUUCUUACGUUCAACCGCUCAGCAUGAGUACGAGGCGUGGCAAGAGAUCCUCAAUCGGAUGUCUCCACAGCUGCGCCGGGAUACCUACCGCGAAGUCAAUGUGCAUUGGGUGAAGAAGGUGCGCUUCUUCGACUCUUGUUCCACGAGCUUUUUGAUCGGCAUCGCAGAGAUCCUGGAAAUUAAAAUGUUUGGAGAACAGGAACACUUUGGACAACUCUUCCACAUGUACAUCAUGAUGGGUGGUGCAGCCUCUAGGGUGGUGAACUUCACUUUGCUGCUGCCGGGAAUGGUUUGGGGUGAAGAUCACCUGCUGCUGUCCAACCCGGACUUGGUGGCCAGCAAUAUCGCCGUGUCGCUCACGGUGGUGGAAGUGCAGGAGCUGGCGAAAGCCGGCUUCGACGCCGUAUUGGAAGACUUUCCAGAGCACGUGCAAGAUCUCCGCCAGGUAGUGGUGAAGUAUAUCUUCAUGCGCGGUCUCAAGCGAUUGGCGGCAUUGACUCUUCAAAGAAGAGAACAGUUGGAGGCCGCUGCGCGAGGGGAGUCCGCAACAGAGUCGGAGACGUCCGAAGGUGCGUUGAGACACUUAAGAUCUCCAACUGCAUCGGCCUGGGACAAGAUGCUGGAAGAGAGCCCUGGCACUCCUCAGCUUCGAAAUUCCAAGACUCAGGAACUGGAUGCUCAUGCUCAAAGCAUGAAGGAUGGCGCACGCUUGAUCAGCAUGCAGUGGAACAAAGCCCAGAAAGGUGCAAGCAAAGAUGGAUCACCAGCUUCGCCGGCUACGCCGGCGACGUCAGGCCACCUGCCCUCAAAGUCUGAGGUGCGAGAUGCCAAGGAGAAGGUGAAACAGGCGAAGCGGAAGCCCAUCCAGGACGCCAGCCAAGCGGCUGCAGUGGCCUGGUAUUCUCCCAUGGACGCCGCUGCCGCGGCGACCGCUGCGGCUGUCUCAGUGGCAGAUCAUUCGCAAGUCGGAGAUACCAUGAUCGAAGAUUGGAUCAACCGACAAGACGAGCUGGAAGAAGGCGUUUUCAAACGGCUCGAUGAGGUUAGUGAGCAGAUCUACAGUCUCUACGAAAUGAUGCAGGAGCAGCAGGACCUUUUGCAGCAGCAAUUGGUGCCGCAGAAGGAAACUCCUGAAGCUCCUCUGGAGCAGAGAUCGUUGCCAUCUUCAGAGCACUUCGAUCUCUUUCGGACCACGCCGAAGAUCCCGAAGAAGCCGGAUCUGCAGCUGCGGGAUGAGAUGCCCAGCUAUGAAUGA